AUGGGAUUGUCUGCCGCCGGAAACCACCACCGGCGACGGAGCUCGGUGCUGACAGGGACGGUUCGUGGACCCCAGCCGGGCCCCUCGGAACGGAGAGAUGACAGCCUGCGCCCACCUGGAGAUGGACAUCAUACCAAAUGGGAUGAACAAGAGCCUUUGACGGCGGAGGAUACAGAUGUGUCGGAACUAUCCUCCUCGGCCCUGGAUACUCGAGAGUUGGACGCGAUCAGUUCGGACGAGGACCAAUAUGACGAAGAGACCGGUCUCACAGCACAUCAGAAACGCCAGCGGCGGCGACGGCGUCGUCAACGUCGAAAGCUGGAUGCUCGCAUCGCAGAUGUCAAAUCUUCCCGAUAUGGAUUCCUCAAUCUAGGUCUUGCAGAUCGCAACGUCGCUCGCAAGUUACUUAUCAAUGCUGGAUUGAUCUUGCUGUGGUAUUUCUUUUCGUUGUCUAUUUCUAUCUACAACAAAUGGAUGUUUUCUGAAAACGACGUCGUCUUUCCCUUUCCCCUGUUUACCACCAGCUUGCACAUGGCGGUCCAGUUCUCCUUUGCCACUCUUUUACUCUGGAUAUUCCCCUCUCUACGCCCACGACAUCCGCCGCCAUCCGCGGCCGAUUCGCCUGUCAUGGAUGACUCGAAAGAAACUGAGCCGGUCCUCACCAAACUCUUUUACCUCACACGCCUUGUUCCCUGCGGUGUCGCAACCUCCUUGGAUAUUGGCCUGGGCAACAUGUCCCUCAAAUUUAUUUCUCUCACCUUUCUGACUAUGUGCAAAUCCUCUGCACUUGCCUUCGUUCUUCUCUUCGCUUUUCUUUUCCGUCUCGAAUCGCCCUCGUUCAAGUUGAUCGUAAUCAUCGCCACAAUGACGAUUGGUGUGGUGAUGAUGGUCGCGGGUGAAACCGCAUUCAAUGCGCUUGGCUUUGCGCUUGUCAUUGCCUCCGCUUUCUUUUCGGAUUCUCUUGCUCCGCCAUCCAGCUACAUCGAACCCUUUCUCUACACUUUUUUCCUCACGCCCGUCAUGUUCGUUUCCCUUAUUGCCAUCGCUCUCGCUGUUGAAGGCCCCAACGAAAUCCACCAGGGAUUUUUGAAUCUCGCCGAAAAACAAGGGACUCUCUUCGGAUCAGCGCUGCUAAUCUUCCCGGGUAUCCUCGCGUUCUGUAUGAUUUCGUCCGAGUUCGCCCUUCUCAAGCGCUCGUCCGUCGUCACGUUGAGUAUUUGUGGCAUAUUCAAAGAAGUUGUCACUAUUAGUGCUGCUGGUGUUGUCUUCCACGACACUCUCACUCCAGUCAAUAUCACCGGCCUUGUCGUCACUAUUGGCAGCAUCGGUGCUUACAAUUACAUGAAGAUCUCACGGAUGCGCAAUGAGGCUGAUGGAAAUUCCUGGGACCGUGAUGUUACCCCGGAAUCUGACACUGAGGGCGAGCCCAGUGGUGACGAUUCCGGAGAUUACCACCCUGUUGCGAAUCCACACACCACGGAACGUUUCGACGACGAUCUACAAGCAUCAUCUGCAGGCGACCAACGUCGUUCUUUCCGUGUCCGAGCCAGUGGCGCGAUGCACAAUCUCUCCAUCUCCACUACUAUCCCCGAGGACGAUGGCGCGGAUACACCCAUCAAAUCGGCGCCUCCCACCAUCACAACAAUGGCUGAGGCGGGGUUUUCUCACCUCCAGCCCGACCGGGAGGAUUCGCCAGAUGUCCAUUCCACUUCAUCCAUCUCCCCGGUCCGCCAUCACACUCCUGCCCUCCAUUAG
Penicillium macrosclerotiorum is the source of this 1755-nucleotide messenger RNA. RefSeq names its product putative nucleotide-sugar transporter. Lineage: Eukaryota; Fungi; Ascomycota; Eurotiomycetes; Eurotiales; Aspergillaceae. The record is from RefSeq and is a predicted model, not a curated record. Gene Ontology annotation, cellular component: cis-Golgi network; endoplasmic reticulum-Golgi intermediate compartment; Golgi apparatus. The transcript is spliced from 3 exons. Gene Ontology annotation, molecular function: antiporter activity. Gene Ontology annotation, biological process: UDP-glucose transmembrane transport. Bases 1 to 1755 code for a protein of 584 amino acids.